This is a messenger RNA of Penicillium nucicola, 2181 nucleotides long. Its product is annotated as RNA lariat debranching enzyme. The record is from RefSeq and is a predicted model, not a curated record. The coding region runs from base 1 to 2181 and encodes 726 amino acids. Lineage: Eukaryota; Fungi; Ascomycota; Eurotiomycetes; Eurotiales; Aspergillaceae. Gene Ontology annotation, molecular function: RNA lariat debranching enzyme activity. The transcript has 3 exons. Gene Ontology annotation, cellular component: nucleus. Gene Ontology annotation, biological process: mRNA splicing, via spliceosome.
AUGGCUACUCCACGCAUCGCAUUUGAGGGUUGUGGCCAUGGCAGCCUCCAUGAGAUCUAUGACCGUGUUCAGCAGAAAGCCCAGGCCAUGGGCUGGGAGACCGUUGAUCUGCUGAUCAUUGGCGGAGAUUUUCAGUCGCUGCGUAACUCCAACGACGCGACUUGCCUGUCUGUGCCGGCCAAGUACAAACAGAUUGGCGAUUUUCAUAAAUACUACAGUGGGGAGCGUGUUGCUCCGUUUUUGACCAUCUUCAUCGGCGGCAAUCAUGAGGCAGGUAACUAUUUGCUAGAGCUCUACUACGGUGGCUGGGUGGCCCCCAAUAUCUACUUUCUCGGUGCGGCUAAUACCAUUCGCUUUGGGCCCCUGCGUAUCUCUGGCAUGUCUGGUAUCUGGAAAGGAUAUGACUACCGCAAACCUCACUUUGAGCGUCUUCCCAUGAACGGCUCCGAUGUCCAGUCUAUCUACCAUGUGCGCGAACUCGACGUCCGAAAACUCCUUCAGAUACGCACUCAAACCGACAUUGGGUUGUCCCACGAUUGGCCACGUGCCAUUGAAAAGCAUGGUGACUUCCGUCGUCUUUUCAACCGGAAGAGGGGAUUCGAAGAAGAUUCCAUGAGUGGUAAAUUGGGCAACCAAGCUGCCCGUGAAGUACUUGACUACCUUCGCCCGGCUUUCUGGUUCUCAGCACAUCUCCAUGUUCGCUUCACUGCAGAGGUGCAGCACUCAAAAGUCACUCUAGGCCCUGCUCCAGCCAGUACAUCGAAACCUGCUGUCCCUGAAACACAUGUUUCUAAACCCGAUGAACCCGCCCUUGGAAUUCCUGUUGGUGCUGUUGGUGCUGUUAGCACUGCUGAUGCCCCCGCCGCUGGUGUUCCUACUUCUGGUGUCCUUGCGGUUAGCGAUGGGGUUGGCUCAUCUGACAGCCCCCGCGGCUUGUUUGAAAAUGGGGAGAUUAGAAAGGCUACCGGUACAGAGGCCGAGCGUCUUGCGGCAUGGAGAAAUUUCCACAAUGUGGCCCAGAGGGACGAAGCAAGCGAUGCCAAGAGGUUCAUGCAGCGUUUCAAGGAUCAGCAACAGUCGGGCUAUGUGCACCCUAUGACAAUAACUGAGACCUCGGUCAUCAAUGGAGUAAAGCAGACGAUCGUGCGCGGUUCCGAUGGACAGCAGACCGACAUCCCUGAUGAGGGUCAAAGCAAAGUAGAGAACACGGACAAAGUUGAUUUGGGGAGCAGCCCUGAAAGCGCCUCUGGCAUUCAGUCCCGCCCCGAGCCAUUGACCCCAGUGAAGGCGAAGACAAUCGUCACAGACCAGGGCCCCAAUGUCGAUAACGAUGACAGGAUUAGCUUGGGUAGCAGCCCAGCCAGUACCACCAACGCCAUGCUUAUCUCUGACCAAACCCAGUCCUCCGAAAAAGUGAUACCCAAAUAUGGCCUUGAUGCGCCAGCGGAUAACAAUGAUUCUGGCUCUGAUGAUGACCUGCUUGGGGCAUUGGGCACCCAGCUUCCAGGUAGCUUGGAUGCUCCACCCCCUCCAGCCCCUAAGCCAAAGAAAGAACUGGCCGCAGACAUCAAGAAUCUCACAACCAAAUUUCUCGCUCUGGACAAGCCAAUGCCCCGGGAUGAGUUUGUUGAACUGAUUGAAAUGGAACCGAUUUCCCAUCAAACUGGGAAUUACAUCCAGCGUCCCUUCCGUUUGCAAUACGAUCCCGAGUGGCUUGCGAUCAGUCGUGUCUUCGCAAACGAACUUGAAAUUGGCAAUCCAUCUGCACGCGUUCCUGACCACAAGGGGGAUGACCACUACAAGCACCGCAUUGAGGAGGAGCGUGCCUGGAUUGAAGAGAAUGUUGUCCAAGCUGGUCGUUUGGAUGUCCCCCACAACUUUGUACAAACUGCUCCCCCCUAUGAUCCCAUGGUAUCCAUUACCACUGAGGAUCAACCUCCUGAGUACACCAACCCUCAGACCAUGUACUUCUGUGACUUGAUUGGUAUCGAAAACAAGUUCGAUGUCUCGGAAGACGAGCGUCAGGCUCGUGUUCUUGCUGGCCCCCGUCCCGAUAACUACCGUGGUGGUGGACGGCACAAUAAUCACCGUGGGAGUCGCGGUGGCUAUGGUCGAGGUCAACACCGUGGAAACCGAGGUCGUGGUGGGCGGGGUGGCCGUGGCAGCCGUGGUGGAUGGUAG